CUUUAAUUAUCACCAUACUUUUGACCAAACUCAGCAAGCAAUUAAGCAAGCAUUGAGUUCUCCUUGCAAAUAACCUUUCUAACGCAACCCUCCACAAGAACUUCGCAAACUCAAGCCACCCAUCGCGAACACCGCCGAUCCUCCUAUCCUCUCGAUAAGCGCACAGCGUAACCCACCACCAACCAACCAAGAUGUCGUACAACUCCUCCCAAACCUCCUACUUCGAGUCCUCGUCCUCAUACUCCUCAUCCUCCUCCUCGUCGAGCGACCAGAACCAACAACAACAACCACCAAAAACCCACGAAUCCGGCCACCGCGCGGCCUUCGCCUCGCACACCGACCCGGAGGGCAACACCACCGUCCGCACCGGCCACCAGAAUCUGGGUGAGGAGCCCGUCCUCAAGGAGAAGCGCUUCAGUACCUCUGGGCGCGAGCGCGAGAUGAUGUUGGCGGCGGGCACCCCCAUGGGCGGGGUCAGCCGCAUCCAGGAUCUGGAUGAGUCGACGGGCGAUACCUACUAGUCUUCCAACGGUGUCUUCUGCUUGUUCAGUGGGGUGGUGAAUGUGUUUUUCGGGGGUGGUUUGUAUCCGUGAGGUGGUAAUAUUCAUGCUGGAUAUGAGACACGUUCCCUGCUGCACUGAUUUGAAUGAACUUGAUAUACGUUUAUUGAUGAAUACAUGAUAUGAAUUUAUGGCUGGGAUUUUUUUCUUUUGUGUGAUGCGGGUGUUGUUGGUAUAUCAUCUGGGUUUUUUUUUUCUUUUUGGAAGGAAGGUUAGAUAGGGCUAGUUGUAUCUCUCGGGAUAAUAUUGAUGAUUGAUUAUGAUUGUUGGGAGAGGUUUGAGAAG
This is a messenger RNA of Aspergillus japonicus CBS 114.51, 845 nucleotides long. RefSeq lists its product as uncharacterized. The record is from RefSeq and is a predicted model, not a curated record. The coding region runs from base 192 to 521 and encodes 109 amino acids. NCBI's taxonomy places the organism in Eukaryota, Fungi, Ascomycota, Eurotiomycetes, Eurotiales, Aspergillaceae. The transcript has a single exon.